UGGCAGCAGGAUGUUGCUCCGCUGGCCAUAUCUUGGCUUCAAUAACUUCCUUGGUUUGGACGUACAAUUGUAUAGUAGAGGUAGCGAGGUGUGUGAGCAUAUCCACGGGGCUCAAAGCUCCUUUACGUGGCUUCUCAUUCAAACACCGCGGCACUGUCCAUAGGUGAACUGACCAACCAUGUAGUCUGCUGCUGUCUGACUUUAGGCCAGAUUUCAACAAACUGUUGUACCUCUCUAUCAUACUUGCCCUGAGAGGAUGAUAUGGUACAUGAAAUUUCCACUUUAUUCCUAAUUGCUGCACCCAUUCUUGUAACGCAUGUCCAGUAAAGUGGGUGCCUUGAUUGCUCUCAAUCACCUCCGUCCGGCCAUAGGCUGCAAAGAGAAGCUCCAGGCCGGCCUCUCUUGGUGGUUUGCUGAUCUGCACAACGUGCAGGAAAAGCAACCAAUAGUCCAGUAGCCAUGUCCACACAAGUCAUGGGAUAGUGAUAUCCUUUUGAUAUGGGCAGAGGCUCAAUAUAGUCUAUUAGCCACUGGACAAGGGGUAUUGGCCCCCUUACUAUUGUCCCAUGUUGCUGUGGGACUCGGUGUAAGUCCCUCUUAGAGCACACAAGGCACUGCUUCUGGGCUCUGCUGACUUCUUCAAAUGUCAAUGGCAAGCCCCACUGACGAGCUACAGGCCACACUGUCUUUUGCCCCUCUUACAACAAAUGCUGGUGUAGCCAUUGGGCCACAUCAGAGGCUUUCCUUCUAGCCAGAGAGCUGGCCAGAGGCCAGAGUCCCAAAUCCUGUAAACAGUGGUAGUAAUAGAGUACCCCCAACAACAGCCUUAACUUCCUUUCCCAAAUUGAUACUCAUUGUUUCUGGCUUACACUCUUUGUUCAUGGCUCACAUCUUUUACUGAAAAGUAGAAAGGAACCAAAGGGAAUUAAAUUUAUUGGACCUUAGAUUUAUUGAAACUCUAUGCAGAACAACGAUUAAGAACAUGGGAAUUGCAGUCAGAUACAUCACGGUUUAAAUUCCUGCUUAGGACUUAACUGCUGCAGUUUGGCAAGUCACUUAAUCUCACUGUCCUCAUCUGCAAAAUGGGGGCAAUAAUACCACCUUCCAGGUUUUCUGACCAUUAAAUAACAAAUCUUAAUGUUUGGAACAGACUAAGAAGGAAGUUUAUACAAUAGUUAAUAUGAUCAAGUCUCUUCCCAUUUCCUGGGGCCAAGUGCUUUACAUACUUAUCAACCUUAUAAAAUGGACUUAGGACUGAAAAAUGUAGUCAGUUGUACAAUAGCAGAAAUUUAUGUAGCGGUGGGAGUGUGCUCGUAGCAGUAUAUUUCCAAACAAUAUUGUUAGACACACUUUUCUUGGUUGAAAUUUGAUAAAAGCUAGGUAGGAGAAAAUUCCAGACAACAUGCUCUGAUGAGCACCUUAAGCUGAUACUCCUCGUUUCUGGAUGAGGGAGGAGCACACCUCAGCAUAUGGUUUGAAAGCCCAGGAGCCCCUUUGGCAGGACGCUGGCGCCUUUGUGGGACACUUGGCUGGGAAGGGCCAUCCCACCUGCUUGAGCUGGAGGGCUGAGGACCCUUUACUGGCUGUUGUCCUCCUGUUGAACUCCGUGCAGUAAGCACCGCUUACGUUCGUAGGCACUUUAGCGGAUAACCCGUGGCGCCUCUGUACGAGAGGAAAGCGGGGUCCCACGCAGAGGUGCUACUGUCAGUCCAUCCUGAUACCUCACAUUCUCGUUCAGCUUUGCAGCUAACACUGGACCCCAGGCACAGCCGCGAGUAAGGGGAGGCGCCUCCCUCUGGGGAUUCUUGCAGAACCUAAGCCCUUCCACAGCCUUGGAGGACUGCUUUCUCCUGCCUUAGCGGGGCAGCGAAUAGAUCCCGUGCCAGGUAAGGGCCGCCAGGGCCUGAGAACUGGAGCUCAAGCCACAUAGCCUGGACAGGGCGGGACGAGGGAGCGGGGCGGGGCCGGGGCUAGGGGGCGGGACCUGGAGGGACAGCGAGGCCCGGGGGGCGGGGCGGGGCUUGCGGGCGGCGGCGCGCUCGUGGUGGGGGCGGGGCAACAGCCGCAGGGCGCGCCGUGAGCAGACAGCAUGGGGACGGCGGUCGCGGCGGCAUUACCUGCGCGUGGGAGUUUCGACCACUCGCGGGCGUACCGCGCCCGCUUGGUGGCCGCUCGCUGUGUGCGGCCCCGGGUGGAGGCUGGCUGCCUCUUGGACGAGUUCGUGCGCUAUGUGGGCCCGGGGCUGAGUGCCCGCACCCGGUGGGGGGGCGGCUCCGCGGAGGACCUGUAGUCCUGAGGUAAAGACGGAAGGCGAGCUGCGGGUGAGGUACCUGGAGGAGGAGAACCGAGGCUCAAUCAUUGGAUUUAUCAGUUCCUAAAAAGUCAGAGGCAGGGGGGAGCCAAGUGAUGUCCAAACAGGGACUUCAGAGCAGGAAAGCUCCUGAAGAUCAUCGAUACGCUCCCAGAAUUAUAUGCAUUCAUGGAGAAUUUUAAUAACUAGAACAAGAAAUCAAAUCUACUAAAAACUCACAGUAUGUCGCCUAGUGAAGCACAGAAGAUACUUAGUCAUGACCUCAGUGGCAUGCCAUUCCCCGAGGGAGCUGACCUGAGGGUGGAAGCCCCCCAGCCUGUUUUCAUGUGCAAGGAGGUUAGGGAGGAGGAGGAAGAUCCAGAAUCUCUGGCGGAGCUCCUGCCCUGCAGCGCAGAAUUUCUGGUCCAUGUCUUGUAUAUUCCAGGAAUGUGCAUGAAGCCAGGAAAACAAUUCACGGAUCUAAAGGAUCUGGAAUGGAGAUACUACAAAGGGAUUGUGAAGUGGAAGCACUAUACUGCAGAUUCAUUCAUAAACAUAAAAUACAAUAGUGAGAAGAGAUUUGUAGGGAUGCCUGGUGUUAUUUCUCCCCCUCUAGUUCAUAGGUCUUUGAUAAUUUACCCUCAGGUUGACUAUCCAAAAAAAGUAACUUCUUAAAUAAAAUAUGUAGUUUAUUACAAUAUCUUGCAUGCAGAUUUUACUUUUGAGAGCACUGAACAUGGAAAGUGAAGAAGCAUAGGCACCGUGGAACAUGGGAACUGAGACUAUACAUUAUGCAUGGGAGGUCCAAAAUUAAGCCAUGAAUAUGGAGUAAAAGAUCCAAAUAACCUGCUAAUGUAAGACCUGCUUUGGAACUAUGAAAUCGACCUGGACCAAGGCUGAGGCAAAUAUGAUCAUAUGAAGAGAAAGUGUGUGUAUGAACAACUUCCAAACAAGAACAGCUCUUUAGUAUAAUCUAAACAUAUAUGGAUUCAACUAUAAAAAUAGUUGGUAAAUACAGCAAAUGGAAGAAUUAACACCUGAGGAUAUAGAGAUCAAUCUGAGAACUUACAAGUAUG
This is a messenger RNA of Manis pentadactyla (Chinese pangolin), 3366 nucleotides long. RefSeq lists its product as uncharacterized. The record is from RefSeq and is a predicted model, not a curated record. Lineage: Eukaryota; Metazoa; Chordata; Mammalia; Pholidota; Manidae.